Helianthus annuus (common sunflower) is the source of this 771-nucleotide messenger RNA. Its product is annotated as PRA1 family protein F3. The coding region runs from base 76 to 642 and encodes 188 amino acids. The transcript has a single exon. NCBI's taxonomy places the organism in Eukaryota, Viridiplantae, Streptophyta, Magnoliopsida, Asterales, Asteraceae. Gene Ontology annotation, biological process: vesicle-mediated transport. The record is from RefSeq and is a predicted model, not a curated record. Gene Ontology annotation, cellular component: Golgi apparatus; endoplasmic reticulum.
CUCCUCAUUUACUACUAAUACAUUCGAAGAUUUCCCUCUUCCUCCCGUCUAAACUUAUCUAAGUCGCCGGCAACAAUGUCUACGACAUACGGCACUAUUCCAACCUCACCCGAUGACGCUGGCUCAAAGGUCGAAUUCCUAUCACGCACAACCGAACGCAUACAAACAAGUCUCAAUACACGAAGACCAUGGAAAGAAAUGUUCAAUCCACACUCCAUUAGUCUCCCACAAGCAUACCCGGACACACUUUCACGUAUCAAAACCAAUUUCAGAUACUUCCUUAUGAACUACGUAAUGAUCGUGCUCAUAAUUCUGUUCCUAAGCUUGUUAUGGCAUCCGAUCUCAUUGAUCGUGUUUGUUGCAUUAAUGGCAGCAUGGUUGUUCCUCUACUUCCUCCGUGAUGACCAGCUAGUGAUAUUUCACCAUCCUGUUGAUGAUCGUGUUGUUAUGGCGGUUUUAUCGGUUGUUACUAUUGUUUUGCUGUUGUUAACUGGAGCUACAAUGAACAUAUUGUGUUCUAUUUUGGUUGGAGUGGCGGUUGUGGUGGUUCAUGCUGCGGUUAGGAAGACGGAUGACUUGUGUUUAGAUGAAGAUGGCGGUGAGGCUGGCGGGUUUCUGGCGGUUUCUUCUCCGGUGGAAUGAGAGUACUGGUUUGUUAGCUUUUAAAUUUAGUGAUGAGUGAGUCGCAAGUGUGUUGUUCAGCAACGGAUAUUGAAAUGGAUCUAUUUCUGUACUUGAUUUAUUGUAAUGAAAAAAAGUGUUAUCACGUCA